Molecule: messenger RNA, 1971 nt
Organism: Melopsittacus undulatus (budgerigar)
Lineage: Eukaryota; Metazoa; Chordata; Aves; Psittaciformes; Psittaculidae
Gene: SLC30A3
Product: solute carrier family 30 member 3
Exons: 9
Coding region: 1-1971 (656 amino acids)
Biological process (GO): zinc ion transmembrane transport; response to zinc ion
Cellular component (GO): plasma membrane
Molecular function (GO): zinc ion transmembrane transporter activity
Source: RefSeq, a predicted model, not a curated record
AUGGAGCCCCCGACCCGCACCGAGAGCUCCCGCCUGGUCAACCCACGGGACGGUCACGCCGACGGCAGCCUCCGCCUCAAGAGGUACCGCCAGCACCGGCACCCCAUCGCCCGGCAUCUCCAUCACCAUUUACCACCGGCACCCCAUCACCCCGGCACCCUCAGCACCUCCAUCACCGGCAUUUCUUGGCACCGCCAUCGCCGGCACCCCAUCACCCCGGCACUGGUAGCGCCAUCUCCCAGUGCCCCCGGCAACCCCGACACCACCACCCCUCCAUCAUCCCCUGCAUCUGCAACCCUCUAUCCCACGCACCCUCACAGCCGGUACUGGCUCCCUCAUCACGCCCGGCAUCUCCAUCACUCCCCAUCUCCCCGCAUGCCCGCACCCCUGUCUCUAUCCCACCCGGAAGCGUCAGAUCCCAUCCCCCGGGACCCGCAAGCCCCCGUCACGUCCCGCAGUGGCCAGCUCCCCCUGUCCCCGGCAUCCCCCAGCACCUGUAUGGCCAGCACGUCCGUACCCCCCACCCCCGCGCCUUCAGCCUACACGAACAUCAGCACCUUCGCAGACCCCAAGGUAGCCCCGACAGUCCGUGUACCGGCACCCUUAUCCCCGACACCGGCAGCUCCGUUCAAGCGGAACCUGUGCGCCAACCCCGCUCCCCCCUCGGGCGUCCGUCUGGCUGAGUACCGGCGCCCAAGCGUCACCCACCCGCAGCGUUGGUGCGAUGGGGACGGCCCCGGCUCCGCCGAGAGCUCCGUGGCUGUGCAUCCCGACGGGGGCGCCCGGCUGCGGACCCCGGUGCGGCAGCGGGACACGCCGGUGGCGGGGCUCGGGCGGGCACACAGCGGGCCCCGCUCCGGGGUCACGCCGGCAUCGCACGGGCAAGACUGGUGCUUUGAGGGUCGAUGGCGCUCGGCCACCGGGAGCCCCAGGCAGCUCCUGGGGGGGCCGGACAGGGGUUCUGGUAGCCGCCCCCGUGCCCCCAGCCCGGGUCGGGGCAGGCUCCAGGCCCGCCGGCAGCUGAGCAUUGCCUGCACCCUCUGCUGCAUCUUCAUGAUCGGGGAGGUGAUAGGUGGGUACCUGGCACACAGUCUGGCCAUCAUGACGGACGCAGCCCACCUGCUGACAGACAUAGGCAGCAUGUCCGUCAGCCUCUUCUCCCUCUGGGUCUCUACUCGCCCACCCACCAAGAUCAUGAGCUUUGGCUGGCACCGCUCAGAGACACUGGGUGCACUGGCCUCUGUCCUCUCCAUAUGGGUCGUGACUGGGGCCCUUGUCUACCUGGCAGCUGCCCGCAUCAUCAGCAAUGACUACGAGAUUGAGGCACGAGCCAUGCUGGCUACAUCUGCCAGUGCUGUUGGCGUCAACUUGGUCAUGGCCUAUAUCCUGCACCAGUCUCCUGUCAGCCAUGGCCACGGCCACAGCACAGGGGGCUAUGAGCAGCUGGAGAGCACUGGGGGCUGCCUGCCCAGCCAUGUCCCCCUGCCUGGAAGCACCAGUGUCCGUGCAGCCUUCGUCCAUGUGGUGGGUGACCUGCUGCAGAGCAUUAGCGUCCUUGUGGCUGCCACCAUCAUCUACUUCAAGCCCCAGUGCAAGAUUGCAGACCCCAUCAGCACUCUCUUCUUCUCAGUCUUUGUCCUUGGCUCCACCUUCACCAUCCUAAGGGAUGUCUUUAGAGUCCUCAUGGAAGGGACACCACGGGACCUCGAGUUCGAUGCAGUGAAGGAGAUGCUGCUGGCGGUGAAUGGGGUCAAGGGUGUUCAUGACCUGCAUCUCUGGGCCCUGACGCUGAGCCACCAUACCAUGUCAGUGCAUGUGGCUGUUGACACCAGCGCUGACCCCGAGAUGGUGCUUCACGAAGCCACCACCCAGCUGCAGAGCAGGUUUGGCUUUGCAUCAUGCACGGUGCAAGUGGAGCGGUACCAGGAGGAGAUGAUGGGCUGCCAGCACUGCAAAGACCCCUGUGCCUGA